AUGGCGAUUAGGAAGCAGUCAUUCGUAAGUUUUGUGGCGCUAUUAAGCCUGACGGUGCUGUCCUUCGGCGUGCAUCAGGUGAAUCCCGAAGACUGUCCCUUCUGGAAAGACAUUGCGUCUUCUGAAGGUUUCCAUCAGUACAUCGUCGCAGCAAGUGAACUGGCCCAUCUAGACAUUGCUGUGCCACCGGAGUUCGGCGUGGACGAAAGUUCUGCAUUGGCCCAAUUGCUGAGGAAGGCGCCGAUAAGUGUUCGAGUUCUAAGAGGAACAUCAGCGCUUUUUUACCUGCAACAGCGUGGCACCGUGGAUCAGGACCGCCACGCUCUUGUGCUCGUGUUUUGCAAAUCAACAGCGUGGGACAUUCUUUCAAUCAUUUUAUUAAAUCCGUACGUAAUGCAUUUGUACGUGAUUUCUGAUGACCCCUGGGGGUACAGUAAUGCUUACACUUUCUUCUUGCAACAGGGCUGUCCCGCGACUCGAGGUAGUGAAAGGUACCUUUCGCUGCGAUUCAUUCUUGGGACAUGCGCUCUAUGCGCGACUGUACUUGCCACCGGGUACAAAGGCGUUAUUGUUUCACUUUUUUCAAACGUCCCUCUUGCGGGUGAGUCAAUCACAGUAACAACACCAGUGAGAGAUUUUAGGUUGUGUGUUCUCAGUAAUGUUUUCACCCAAGAGGUUGAAGGUAUUAAAAGCCAUGAGCUCAAAAAGUGUAUCAAGUCAUCUGGCGAAAUUAAAAUAGGAAAUGACGGAAAGGAUCAGUUUAUGAUCGUUGGCUCUGGAUACGACGAAUUCAAGGACCAACUAAUCGACAGGAACUAUAUAGAGUCUGUUGCGUUUCAGGUACUUACUGGACCUGAAAUAAGGACCAUCUCUCCUUACCGAAAUGCCAUGAGUAAUCUUUUCUCGCGAGCCUUUGAAGCUGGCAUUUUUAAACGUUUUGUGUCUCUCUCUAAUCAUAAACGGUUUCGCACACGUAAAUUCAAGACACAUAAAGGUAUGACUAACGAAAAACCCGUCACAUUGAGCGACCUUCGACCAUGUUUCGUUCUAUGGUGUGUUGGAAUAAUUCUUUCUGUCGUAGUUUUUAUUAUUCAGAGCAUAGUACAGAUAACGCAAGGCCUCACCUUACCUUGGAAUCGGUGUAGGGUUGGUUCACAAACUUUGAGAUCCAGACAAAUUGUUGUGCAUCAAUGA
Ixodes scapularis (black-legged tick) is the source of this 1194-nucleotide messenger RNA. RefSeq lists its product as uncharacterized. The transcript has 2 exons. The coding region runs from base 1 to 1194 and encodes 397 amino acids. NCBI's taxonomy places the organism in Eukaryota, Metazoa, Arthropoda, Arachnida, Ixodida, Ixodidae. The record is from RefSeq and is a predicted model, not a curated record.